AAGUUAGUAAUAUUCGACCAAUAUGAGGGUUAAUUAGGGAUUUACAUCUCCUCUUUUGCGAUUGCUGGCCUCAAUUCAAAUUGCUGAUAAACUCUUACAAUUGGAUUUGUUGAUUAACGAUUUUUCUCUGCAAUUGAUAAUUAUAUAGUUACACUUCGCCGGAAACCUAAGGCUAAAAUUCCUCUAAAACCCUACAUUUCUAUCAUCUUAAAAUCUUCUCUCUCUCUCUCGCUCGCUCUCGCUCUCAUCCAUAUCAUGGCUGAACUUGAUCAGAAUCACGAGGGUGAACAAGCUCAUGGACAAGAAUAUGAACCUGAACAAGAAGUUGUGCAUGAACAUGAAAAUGAAGUGGAGCAUGAAAAUGAAGUGGGACAUGAAAAUGAAGUGGAACAUGAAAAUGUAGUGGAACGUGAAAUUGUAGUGGAACUUGAAAAUGUAGCGGAACGUGAAAUUGUAGUGGAACAUGAGCAUGAAAAUGAAAAAGAAAUUGCACCAGAAGAUGUGAUAUCAGAGAACUCACAUCCCGAUGCAAAACAGGACCACGCAGAUGAACCAGUUGCUGGAGGUGGUGAAAGAUGGCCCGGUUGGCCAGGAGAGAGUAUUUUCCGGAUGUUGGUACCAGCACAGAAGGUUGGUAGUAUAAUUGGACGCAAAGGAGAGUAUAUAAAGAAAACAUGUGAAGAGACAAAAGCUCGGAUUAAGAUUCUUGAUGGUCCUCCAGGAACAAGAGAAAGAGCUGUAAUGGUGUCUGCCAAGGAAGAGCCUGAUGCUCCCCUUCCUCCUGCUGUAGAUGCUCUGCUCAGGGUUCUUAGACGUGUUGUGGAUGGACUGGAUAAUGAUUCCUCUGAACCACCAUCAGGUUCAGGAGGAAAGGUCUCAAUAAAGUUGCUCGUACCAGCCCCUCAAGCGGGAAGUUUGAUUGGGAAACAAGGCGCAACUGUCAAAUCCAUUCAAGAAGAGUCUAAUUGCAUCGUUAGAGUUCUUGGAUCAGACCUACCUGUUUUUGCUCUUCAAGAUGAUAGAGUAGUAGAGGUGGUAGGGGAGCCUGCAGGAACACAGAAGGCUAUUGGAUUAAUUGCUUCUCAUUUGAGAAAAUUUUUAGUUGAUCGGAGCAUAAUAUCAAUAAUCGAAAUGCAAAUGCAAACGCCUAAUCCGCAGAUGGAUCAUAUGCCUCCUCCGCAGAACUGGGGUCCACCUCCCCAAUCUUAUCCUCAACAUGGACAUGGAGGCCCUGGAUAUGGAACUACCCCUCAUUUUAUGCCUCCUCAACAGUUUGACAAUUAUUAUCCCCCUACUGACAUGCCACGUUCAACAGAAAAACCACCUCAUCAAGGUAUAUCUGCCUAUGGUAGAGAAGCUCCGGGGCAAAUGCAUUCAUCAUCCAGCCAGGCAGCUCCAUCUGUAAUCACUCAGGUCACGCAGCAAAUGCAAAUUCCUCUCUCUUAUGCUGAUGCUGUAAUCGGUACACAAGGUGCCAGUAUAAGUUACAUCCGGCGGGUUAGUGGUGCUACCGUUGCCAUUCAAGAAACAAGGGGUCUUCCAGGGGAGAUGACAGUUGAGAUUAGUGGCACUGCUUCUCAAGUCCAAACUGCUCAGCAACUGAUUCAGAAUUUCAUGGCUGAAGCUGCAGGCGCAGCGGCUCAAACACAACACGCCCCCCCUGCAGCAGAGCAGCACGCGUACAACUCUUAUGGAGCGCAUGGCUCUGUAUACGCAUCAAAUGCUUCGAAUCCUAGCCAGGGCGGGCAAUCGGGAGGCGGCUACGGCCCAGUUUACGGCAACAACUAUGGCUAUUGAGUUAGAGAAGCUUACUGUUUUUCCAUGUUGUAAGAGAAAUUAGGAAAGAACUGCUGAUUUUCUCAUUAUCAAGCCGUCUCAGUUUCGACUGUGACUCACUGCUUUCUGUUACAUAUAUUUCUUUAGUUUCAGCCAUGGAUCAUAAACUAUUAGCUCUAAUUUGAAAUAUUCAUAAACCAAAUUUCUGUCUAAAA
Messenger RNA from Salvia miltiorrhiza (redroot sage), 1991 nucleotides. Its product is annotated as flowering locus K homology domain-like. The record is from RefSeq and is a predicted model, not a curated record. Gene Ontology annotation, biological process: regulation of gene expression. Gene Ontology annotation, cellular component: cytoplasm; nucleus. Bases 256 to 1797 code for a protein of 513 amino acids. The transcript has 7 exons. Gene Ontology annotation, molecular function: mRNA binding. Lineage: Eukaryota; Viridiplantae; Streptophyta; Magnoliopsida; Lamiales; Lamiaceae.